CCCACCCCUUCUGUCUUUCCUUCGUUUUGUUUUUCCUCGUCAUGAGCAGUCGUCGUCUUCUAUCUCAACUGGUUUCUGUCCGCAUUAGCUCUUCUGUUCUCCAUAAACCCUUGUGGUAUUCUUCUCGUGUCGCAGUCACCAGCCCCACCAGCACCAUCACCACCACCACUGUUUCGAAGAUCAGACUCCCUUACCGGGUCCAGCAUUUCACCACCACGCGCGCUAUGGAAGCUAUCGCUGACGCGGGUGGGGCUCCCUACAGCUCACUGGCAGGCCAGCUUGACCCCUCACUCCUCAAAGCCAUUGAUAUGUUGGGCUUCGACCAUAUGACUCCCGUGCAGCACCGUGUCAUGACUGAACUGCAGCCCGACGGCUGGCGUAGUGACUGCCUGGUCCAAGCCAAGACCGGCACGGGCAAGACGGUCGCCUUCCUCCUGCCCGCCUUGCACCGACUGGUGAAGGGCGAUAUCGCCGUCGCUAGGGGCCAGGUCGCCGUGCUCAUCAUCACCCCCACACGCGAAUUGGCGCAGCAGAUUGCCAAAACGUGUGACCAACUGACCUCCCAAUUGACGGGCCGCGACAGGAUCGAGUGCCACGUCGCCGUUGGCGGCACAGCCAAGGCCACUGCCCUGCGCAAGUUCCACAGCGGCGACCCCAAGGUUCUCGUCGCCACCCCGGGCCGUUUGAAGGAUUAUCUGGGCGAUGAAGAAUGCGCCCUCAAGUUGAAGGACGUCAAGACCGCUGUACUUGACGAGGCUGACACCAUGCUCGAGGUCGGCUUCUUGCCAGAUGUCAAGUGGAUUCUUCGCAAACUCCCCCCUAAGGAGGUUGCCAAGUGGCAGGGAAUGUGCUUCAGUGCGACGCUGCCGGACAAGGUCAAAGACGUGGUUGGCGUCGUGCUUGGCAAGAACUAUCAUCAUAUCUCGACGAUCGAUCAGAAUGAGUCACCCACGCACGAGAGGGUGCCGCAGUAUGCGGUGGUCGUGCCCGACGUGGCGCAGACGUUCACCGGCUUGCAGGCCCUGCUACAGGAGGAGAUGCGACCGGGCGAGGGCGCCAAAAAAGUAAUUGUGUUUGGCGCGACCGCAAACUUAGUGGGAUUCAUGUACGAUCUGUUCAAGGAGUUGAUGCCGCGGAGCCAGGUGUUUGAGAUGCAUUCAAGGAUGUCCCAGGCGGCGCGCACGCGGACGACGCAGCAGUUCAAGGAAGCUAAGACCGGCGUCAUGUUCGCCAGUGAUGUCGUCGGGCGCGGCAUGGACUUCCCCAACGUCGAUUUGGUGGUGCAAGUCGGUCUGCCGGCCGAUCCGGAGCAGUAUGUACACCGAGUGGGCCGCACAGCACGUGCCGGCAACGAUGGCCGCGCCGUCAUCUUGCUCACCAAGCGCGAAUCCUUCUUCAUCAACGCCAAUGCGCACAAAUUUCCCAUUAAGCCGCACCCGAAGACGGAGAGCCUCCUCGCCCAGGCCGGCGCCGAGUGGUCCCAGCCGUUCACCAAGGCCAUUUAUGCCGUCGACGAGAGCACUAAGGCGCGGGCCUACCAGUCGUUCAUCGGCUACCUGGCCGGCAGCGGCAAGACCAAGAAGCAGAUGCAGUUCGACAACCCCAGCCUUGUGCAGUAUUGCAAUGAGCUCGCCAUCAAAGGCAUGGGAUGUCCCGAGCAGCCCGGCAUUAAGAAGAGCACCAUCGCUAAGAUGGGGUUGAAGGGCGUUCCUGGCUUCAUUUACGCCUCCGAGGGCCACGGCGGCGACUCCCGGCCUCGCCGCGAGCACAAGCCCCGCGACGUGCUCAGUCCUGGCCAGAAUGGCGUGGAGAAGAACAGUGCCAACAAGAAGGAACCUUCCCGCAAGAGACGGGGUCCGAAGAGGGGCUAAGUUUUCUCUUCCUGUCUGUUCCUUCUCUCGGGUCUUCCUUGGUUUCGGUUGGGUUGCUUUUCUGUUCGAUUCCCCCGUGUUCCCAUAGACUUAACGAAGAGCUGCUGUGUUUGAAUAGCUUUUGUUCAUGCAUCCAUGGUUGAUAGAGUAUUUACAUUUCGGGGAUUUCAUGUUCAUUGCUAUCAGGUCAAUACAACUAAUGUGAUUGGUAUCAGAAG
Messenger RNA from Aspergillus saccharolyticus JOP 1030-1, 2089 nucleotides. RefSeq names its product DEAD/DEAH box helicase. Gene Ontology annotation, molecular function: ATP binding; nucleic acid binding. The record is from RefSeq and is a predicted model, not a curated record. The coding region runs from base 42 to 1871 and encodes 609 amino acids. The transcript has a single exon. Gene Ontology annotation, cellular component: mitochondrion. Lineage: Eukaryota; Fungi; Ascomycota; Eurotiomycetes; Eurotiales; Aspergillaceae.